Messenger RNA from Paramisgurnus dabryanus, 8472 nucleotides. RefSeq names its product phosphodiesterase 11a (gene pde11a). NCBI's taxonomy places the organism in Eukaryota, Metazoa, Chordata, Actinopteri, Cypriniformes, Cobitidae. Gene Ontology annotation, molecular function: 3',5'-cyclic-nucleotide phosphodiesterase activity; protein binding. Gene Ontology annotation, biological process: signal transduction. The record is from RefSeq and is a predicted model, not a curated record.
CUAAGUGUUUGUAAAACUAGUGUCGUCCACUAGAGUGCGGUAACAGCACCGUCAAUUCCUUAUGCAUUCCCUUACAUUCACACGAUAUAACGCUUUAUACUGUAGAUACAUGAACGAUUUAAAAGAAGUAGACCAUAAAAGAGACACACAAUGUUUCGAUACGCGAAGGUUAAUCAUCACAGAAAUAUUUAGGACUUCAUUUCCCAGCAUCACCGGGAAUCACCCUUGUGAUAACACGCUGCAGUGAUGAGAGAGGAAUGCGUGCCCGUGACGUCAGUGAGGCACCUCUGUCGCAUCAUCUCACUGGCGCUGCUUUAGAAUGAACGGAGAGGAGAGCGACAUCAAUCCGGUGUUAAUGUGCACGGAACCGCCGGAUCAUCGAGCUGGACCGCGCACAACUGAAAACGAAUGAUUCUCGGAGAAGCCGUUAUCUGAAGUUUGAGCUCUGCGCUCCUGCCAUCACAUAAAUGACCGUACACAAUAAGACUUUAUUUCGUUUCAUUUACAGAUAGCAGCAACGAUGGCGGGGACGAGCGUGGGAUUCUCCGACGUAGAAAGUUUCCUAGACCAACACCCCGAAUUACUGGAGGAUUAUUUGAACAGAAAGAGGAAGCACGGGUUGGUAGAAAAGUGGCUGAAGAACCAUCAAGAGACCAAAACUCCGGCGAACUCCAGCGCGGAACCGGAGAAAAGCACAAACGCCGCUGCCGCCGCCGGUAAGGACAGCUGGGCGAGCAGGAGCGACGGUCUGCAGAGACGAGCGUCCCAGAAAGAGCUACGGAAAACCUUCGCCAGGUCCAAAGCCAUCAAUGCCAACCGGACCUACGACGAACACGUGAACUCCCGAGCCCAGGAGCCGCUGACCAGCAUGCGGAGACGCGCGCUGUUGCGCAAAGCCAGCUCUUUACCGCCGACCACCGCGCACAUCCUCUCCGCUCUGCUCGAGUCCCGGGUCAACAUCCCACAGUACCCGUCCACCGCCGUGGACUACAAGUAUUACCUGAAGGAGCACAACGAGAGGGAGUUCUUCCUGGAGCUCGUCAAAGACAUCUCCAACGACCUGGACCUGACCAGUCUCAGCUACAAGGUCCUGGUGUUCGUGUGCAUCAUGGUGGACGCAGACCGCUGCUCGCUGUUUUUGGUGGAGGGUCCGGCCAACAAGAAGACUCUGGUGUCCAAGUUCUUUGAUGUUCACGCAGGAACCGCAGUGUUGCCCUCGUUGAGGAACUCGGAUGAGGUGCAGGUUCCCUGGGGAAAGGGAAUCAUCGGAUACGUGGCUGAACAUGGAGAAACUGUCAACAUUCCCGACGCCUAUCAGGAUCAUCGUUUCAGUGAUGAGAUCGAUAAACUCACAGGAUAUAAGACCAAGUCUUUGCUGUGUAUGCCGAUCAGAAACAGUGAUGGAGAGGUCAUCGGGGUCGCCCAGGCCAUCAAUAAGAGUCCUCAUGGAGCGCUCUUUACAGAAGACGACGAGAAGGUGUUACAGAUGUAUCUGCCCUUCUGUGGUAUCGCCAUCUCAAAUGCCCAACUGUUUGCUGCCUCGCGGAAAGAGUACGACAGAAGCAGGGCUCUUCUGGAGGUUGUGAAUGACCUGUUUGAGGAACAGACUGAUCUGGAGAAGAUCGUGAGGAAGAUCAUGCAUCGAGCUCAGACUCUGCUGAAGUGUGAACGCUGCUCGGUCCAGUUGCUGGAGGACAUUGAAUCUCCGGUGGUGAAGUUCACAAAGUCCUUUGAGCUUCUGUCACCCAAGUGCAGUGCUGACAUGGAAAACAGCUUUAAAGACAGCAUGGACAAAUCCUCGUACUCUGAUUGGCUGAUUAAUAACAGUAUAGCAGAGCUGGUUGCCUCCACUGGAUUGCCUGUGAACAUCAGCGACGCCUAUCAGGACCCACGCUUUGAUGCUGAAGCAGAUCAGUUUUCCGGCUUUCAUAUUCGCUCAGUCCUGUGUGUUCCUAUCUGGAAUAGUAACCACCAAAUCAUAGGUGUUGCUCAGGUCUUAAACAGAUUGGAUGGGAAACCGUUUGAUGAUGCGGAUCAGAGACUGUUUGAGGCAUUUGUGAUAUUCUGUGGACUUGGAAUCAACAACACUAUAAUGUAUGACCAAGUGAAGAAGUCCUGGGCUAAACAGUCUGUUGCUCUGGAUGUGUUGUCAUAUCAUGCCACUUGCUCAAAGACUGAAGUGGAUAAGUUUAAGGCAGCAAACAUCCCUCUGGUGUGUGAGCUGGGCAUUGAUAAACUCUCAUUUGAUGACUUCUCUCUGGAUGUGGAUGCCAUGAUCACUGCAGCUCUGCGCAUGUUUAUGGAGUUGGGAAUGGUGCAAAAAUUCAAGAUCGACUAUGAGACUCUUUGUCGUUGGCUGUUGACAGUGAGGAAGAACUACCGCAUGGUUCUGUAUCAUAACUGGAGACACGCCUUCAAUGUGUGCCAGUGCAUGUUUUCAAUGCUGACAACGGCUGGAUUUCAGGAGACGCUGUCGGAGAUGGAGAUUUUGGCCCUGAUAGUCGGCUGUAUUUGCCAUGAUUUGGACCACAGAGGAACAAACAAUGCAUUCCAGGCCAAGACAGGCUCAGCUCUCUCUCUCUUGUACGGGACAUCAGCAACACUUGAACAUCAUCACUUUAACCACGCUGUCAUGAUCCUACAGAGCGAGGGUCACAAUAUCUUCUCUAAUCUGUCCUCACAUGAGUACAGUGAACUCAUGCAGCUCCUAAAACAAUCCAUUCUGGCUACAGACCUCACACUUUACUUUCAGAACAGAAAUUCUUUCUUUGAGCUGGUAAAUAAAGGUGAAUAUAACUGGAAUGUGAAGGAUCACAGAGAUAUGUGCAGGUCAAUGUUGAUGACGGCAUGCGAUCUGGGAGCUGUCACUAAACCCUGGGAGAUAUCACGUAAGGUGGCAGAACUGGUGACCAGUGAGUUUUUUGAACAGGGAGACAGAGAGAGAUCAGAACUGAAACUCACUCCAUCGGCUAUUUUUGACCGAAACCGUAAGGAUGAGCUGCCAGGGUUACAGCUGGAAUGGAUCGAUGGCAUCUGUGCUCCGCUGUAUGAGACAUUUGCCAAGUUAAACCCUAAACUGCAGCCGAUGGUUGACCUGAUCAAGGGCAAUCGUGCAAAAUGGGAGGAACUUCACCACAGGCACCAGCGGAGUCAGGAAACGAGCGGUCCUGGAAGUCCAUGCGACGGCGACGCCACAGCAUCCAGCUGCAACUGCGCAAGCUAACUCAUGGGACCGAUACGACACGUUUUGCCAAAAGCUUCUCUUUGAACGCAGUGUUGCACGCGCAAGAGGAGUUUUAACCUUUGCUGCACGCAGGCAUAACCUCAACAGCGCCCUCUGUCUGUGAGGACGCGGUCAACUGUGACCGAGUUUGUACUGAAGUGUGCACUUUACGCUAGCACUGACUUCUAAGAGACGUCAUAAAGCCCAGGGAGCUAACAGGCUAAAUGAGCUAAAUUAGGGCUAGCAUGCGAGAAGACUCAUGAUUGGUUGAUCGUUUUUAUAAGCUACUUCCGUCGAAGAAGGUUUCUCACAGUUUUAACGGUAUUAUAGCAUUGUUUCCCUUUGUAGCUAUGUUUGCAUUGGUAAAUGAACACAUAUCAUAAGCACUGGAGCUCGAUUCUGUAUUGUAUGUAUUUCGGCGGAUGAUGAAUGCAGAGUUUGUAUACGGUUUGCCUGUGUUGUUUAUAUUUAUUCCAGAAUCGGGGGUUCGUGGAGCUUUCGGGCUCUUGGUAAUGCUUGCGAUGCAAAUCCACUCCAGCGCUGUUCUGUGCCUUGUUUAAAAGCCUUUCCCAAUGAUAAUGCAUGCAGCCUUGCAUUAAAGUUCAUACUGUAUAUCAUUAGAUCUGGGAUGCUACUGUUCUCUUCACAUUCACUGCUUGUUUUAUCUUCAUUAAUAAGCUCAGACAUGCUGGGUGAAAUCGAUGCAUUAUGUUUGUGUUCUUCAUGAGCUUUCUCGUGUUUACAGUAUUACCCAAAACCUAAACAUUACUCAUUUUAUUUCUUUAUUUAUUUCUUUGAAUUCAUUCAACUUCACGAUGGUCUUGUCAAUGAUUUGUAUUUUAAACUGAGACAUAUUUGUGCCUUUAUAAAGUUAAAAAGCCACUUCAAAGUACAUUACAGUAACAUCAUUACAUUCACUGUAGAUUAAGCUGACUACGACUCUUUGUUAAAAAACCUCUUGAGAUAUUUUACUCUUAACUAAAAAUAGCCUAUAUAUUUAUUUGUAUUUCAAAAAAUAUUUUUUGCAUUGUGACAUUGUUUUUAAGACAAGAACAUCAACCCAAUUUCAUGAUCACAUUAGAUUCCCAUACAGUACACUACAGUAAUGGAAAUCACCUUUAAUUUAUUAAACCAAUGGCAUUUCAUUGUAAGUCACACACGUAUCACCGUGCAAUGGAAAAAUACCAUAGAAGUGUAACAGAAUUGAUCAUAUAAUAUUUCUUUACACAGAACACAUUGUGGCAUACAGAAAAUUCACAUGAAAGCAAACUUAAAGGGAUACCCCAGCCAAAUAUCAAAAUUAACCCAUGAUUUACUCACUAUCAAGCCUUCCGAGAUACAUACAAUGGUGUAAACAAGUGUUGGUCCCCCUCCAGAUUUCUUAUGUUUUUGCAUAUUUGUCACACUUUAAUAUUUCAGAUCAUGAAACACAUUUAAAAAGUCAAAGAUAACACAAGGGAACACAACAGCAGUUUGGCAGGGGCUGUCCACACGGAGACGCGUAUCACUGUAUACGUAUAAAUUUGUUAUCGUAUUGGCGUUUCAUCCACACGGAUCCAGCGUUUUGGGAGACUGAAUCCGCUAUUUUUUGAAACCGGGUCCUAAAGUGGAUAAAUCUGAAACCGACACCCUUGCGAUUUCAUCUGUACAGCCAAUCCGUAUAUUUUGUGAAGCGAAAACGUCAUCACGUGUUGGAAGCGUCACACGUAACAGCAACAACAAUAACGGCGGACUAUGUGAUUGUGUUCGUGCUACAGAAGCUACUAAAGCCUACUAGCUUUAUUACAGCAAAAUCUAUUGCUUCUAUGCAAUUGUGGUGACCAACAAGCGAUAAUGGACAACACCAUACGUUGGUUAUGUGCAUGCUCAAAGUCUUCUUCUCCAUGUAUUGUGUAUAUCUGUGGCAGAAUUACAGUGCCCCAUACUGGUCCGGCAUAUAUACUACACCGCUUUCAGUCGGUUUUAGUGGUUUCGUGUUUACGGAUUAUUUUUUUAGAGCAAGGAAAAAAAUGAUCGGAUAGGGAAUGCACCGGCUUUGUGUGGACAUAGCCUAAAUGAAGGAAAAACAAAAGGCAAAACUGUGUUUGCCCCUUUUGUUAAAAGAUAACUUAUCACACCUGAGUGAGUUUUUCAAGCCAGACCCAGGCCUGAUUACUGCCACACUUGUUCGCAAUCAAGAAAUCACUUAAAAAGGAGCUGCCUGACAAAGUGAAGUGGACCAAAAAUCCUGAAAAAAAGCUAUACAUCAUGGUGAGAUUCAAAGAGAUUUAGGAACAAAUGAGAGAGAAAGUAAUUGAGAUCUAUCAGUCUGAAAAAAGCCAUUUCUAAAGCUUAGGUACUCCAACCACAGUAAGAGCCAUUAUUCACAAACGGGGAAAACUUUGAACGGUGGAGAACAUUCCAGGAGUGGCCGGCCAACCAAAAUUACCCCAAGAGCACAGGGACGACUCAUCCAAGAGGUCACAAAAGACCCCACAACAACAUCCAAAGAACUGCAGGCCUCACUUGCCUCGUUUAAGGUUACUGUUCAUGACUCCACCAUAAGAAAGACACUGGGCAAAAAUGGCUUGCAAGGCAGAGUUUCAAGACGAAAGCACUGCUGAGCAAAAAGAACAUAAAGGCUCGUCUCAGUUUUGCCAGAAAACAUCUUGAUGAUCCCCAAGACUUUUAGGAAAAUACUCAGUGGACUUUUUGGAAGGUGUGUGUCCCAUUAUGUCCAACAUAAAGUAACAGCAUUUCAGAAAAAUAUGGUGGUGGUAGUGUGAUGGUCUGGGGUUGUUUUGCUGCUUCAGAACCUGGAAGACUUGCUGUGAUAAACGGAAGCCUUCUGCUGUCUACCAAAAAAUCCCGAAGCACAAUGUCUGGCCAUCUGUUCGUGACCUCAAGCUGAAGCGAACUUUGGUUCUGCAGCAGGACAAUGAUCCAAAACACACCAGCAAGUCCACCUCUGAAUGGCUGGAGAAAAACAAAAUGAAGACUUUGGAGUGGCCAAGUCAAAGUCCUGACCUCAAUCCUAUUGAGAUGCUGUAGCAUGACCUUAAAAAGGCUUGCCUCCAAUGUGGCUUUUUUCUGCAAAGAUGAUUGGGCCAAAAUUCCUCCACAACGCUGUAACAGACUCAUUGCAUGUUAUGGCAAACACUUGAUUGCAGUUGUUGCUGCUAAGGGUGGCCCAACCAGUUAUUAUGUUUAGGGGGCAAACACUUUUUCACACAGGGCAAUGUAGUUUUUGGAUUUUGUUUUCCCUUCAUAAUAAAAACCUUCAUUUAAAAACUGCAUGUUGGGUUCACUUGUGUUAUCUUUGAUUAAUAUUUACAUUUGUUUGGUGAUCUGAAACAUUAAAGUGUGACAAAUAUGCAAAACAUAAGUAAUCUGGAGGGGGCAACACUUUUUCACACCACUGUAUGUCCAUCAAACGAACACAUUUGGAGAUAUUUUAGUAAAUGUCUUUGCUUUUUCAAGCUUAUAAUGGGAGAAAACGGGGAUCAGACAACUUCUGACUAUAAAGCCCAAAAAAGUGCAUUAAUCCUUUACAGAGGUAAUCCACAUGGUGCCAAGGGGUUUAUAAAUGUCUUUUGCAGGUAAUCAAUGUGAUAUUGUUAGAAAUAUAUCCAUAUAUGAUUUUAAACUAUAAUAACUAGCUUCCGGUAACAACAGUAUUUUGGACUCAGGCGAUUCACGAGACUGCACACUGUACCCAUGGCAACUAGCGCUCACUACACUAAAACACUUGUGUGAGUCCAAGAUGGCGUUGUUACCGAAAGCUAGUUAUUAUAAACUUUGAAAUCUGGAUAUUUUUCUUACAAAAUUCCAGCAAUUGUCUUCAGAAGAUCUUUAACACAUUGGAGCUGUGUGGAUUACCUCUGUGAAGGAUGAAUGCACUUUUUGGGCUUUAAAGGGACACAAGGCAGCAUUUUUAUGUUAAUAAAUCAUCUUCGUAAGUCGGUAUAUGGUUAAAUGACUCAUUACAUGACGAAUGAAGACUCUCUCGCCCGCCCCUACCGUCUGUAGGAAGAAUACCCCACUUGCAAGUUCGCUGUAUCCGACCCGGUGUCCUUCAGUCUCGUAUAGUCUUAGAUAUAGAACGCAUUUACUCCCAGACACUAGGGGGAGCUAGUAGAGAAAUAAUACUCAGACUUGCCUUGUGUGCCUUUAAAGUUGUUCCCUGAUCCUUGUUUUCUAACAUUAUAAAGCUUGGAAGAUCUCCAAAUGUGUUUGUCUGAAAGAUGAAGGAGAUGUGUAUAACGGAUUGAUUGAGGGUGAGUAAAUCAUGGGGUAAUUUUGAUAUUUGGCUGGAGUAACCCUUUAAACCCCUUAAACUUAAUCCUAAAUGGUUUUAAUUCAGAAAACAACAACUAAUUUUUAUCCAACACACAGCUGUCAAAUACAAUCUUACUUCAUGAAUACUCAUAUCUUAUCAGAUAUUUCUUUGACAUUUAUGUAUUUGGCAGACAAGCUAUACAUUUUUUUUAAUCAGUAUUUGUGUCUGACAUUUUGCACUGAAAACACCAUGCUCUAUCACUGAGCCAUACAGUAACACAUUUAUAUAGAAACACUUUAAAUAUCAGCAGUCUCUGAUCUAUAGUAUCUACUGUUGUGCGUUUGGCUGCCCUGUUCAAGAAAUCACGCAAGGAAGACUUGCAAAGCCGUUUCCAGAUAUAAGCACAAGCAUUCGCUCACAUCUCGCUCAGAUUUUAAUUCAAUUAAUUUUUUUCAUAUUUUUAUUUUAUAAUAAAUGCUUUUUUUCUGUUCUAGUGUUCAUUUGAUAUGACUGCACUUUGAUCAUUGUCUUCUGUGGUUUGAAAGUCUUUAAGUGUUAAAACACAUACACAUGCAUAAGAUAAAGAUGCAAAUGAUUAAAGGGCAAAACUGCAUGUCAAAAUGUCUGCCUUUAGUAAGAUUCAUCUGUACUUCAUUAUUUAAAACUUUGAUUUAAUGUACCUGCAUGAAACAAGCUAUUACCUCACAAAGUUGAGUAGUAGGUUCAUAUUGUAUAGUUGCAUUCUUUAGGAUGUUUUACAUGAUUCAGAAUGAUUUCUUCUGGUUAUUAUUAUUAUCACAGUUUUUUGGAUGAUUCUCUGAAGUGUUAUGUUUGUGAUGAGGCUCUUUUGAAUCGUCUUCUUUUCCUGGUUCAACUCCUUUUGAGGAUUUUUCCAAGCAUGAUUUCCUGGAUUCAAAUAAACGUGCUGCUAGUAAUGUGUUGUGUCAUUGUGUGUAGACUUGUGCAUGCGUGUUUCUUAUUGAAGCCAUGA